Molecule: messenger RNA, 1815 nt
Organism: Linum tenue
Lineage: Eukaryota; Viridiplantae; Streptophyta; Magnoliopsida; Malpighiales; Linaceae
Source: the annotation of a GenBank genome assembly
AUGGCCGUCGAAGCACCCAACGGCGACGGAGGAGGCGGAGGCGGCGGAGGAGGAUGUCUCCCGCAGAAGAGCUUCCUCCGCCAAGUCCUCCUAGGCCGGUGGUUCAUGUUCUUCGCCUCCCUCCUCAUCGAAGCCGGCUCCGGCGCCACCUACAUCUUCGGCAUCUACUCCCACGACAUCAAAUCCUCACUGGGCUACGACCAAUCCACCCUCAACCUCCUCGGCUUCUUCAAGGACCUCGGCGGCAACGUCGGCGUCAUCUCGGGCCUCAUCAACGAGGUCUCCCCACCGUGGGUCGUCCUCCUCAUGGGCGCCGUCAUGAACAUCUCCGGCUACCUCGUGAUCUGGCUCGCCGUCGCCGGAAAAAUCCCCAAGCCCAAAGUCUGGCAGAUGUGCAUCUACAUCUGCGUCGCGGCCAACUCCCAGACGUUCGCCAACACCGGCGCCCUCGUCACCUGCGUGAAGAACUUCCCCGGGUCACGCGGCGCCGUUUUGGGGUUGUUGAAAGGCAUGGUCGGGCUGAGCGGCGCCAUCCUCACACAAUUCUACCGUGCCUUCUACGGCGACGAUUCGAAAGGUUUGAUCUUGUUCAUCGGGUGGUUGCCGACGUUGAUCUCGUUCGUCUUCCUCCGUACGAUCCGGAUCAUCGAGAUCCAACGGCUGAAAUCCAAAGAAGAAGGCCGAUCUGAGAUGUGGAUUCUGUACCGAAUCCUCUUCGUCCUCCUCGCCCUGGCCGGUCUGCUCAUGGGUUUGAUCAUCGUCCAGAACCAGUUCCGGUUCAACCGGUCGGCUUACAUCGGGAGCUGUGCUCCCGUCGUGCUCCUCCUCUUCCUCCCACUCGCCGUCGUGGUCAAAGAAGAAUUGGACGUACGUAACAGAUUACGUACGUCCAAUUUCGCCGCUCCAGUACUUGCCACGGAGACUCCUCCGGAGGGGAGAUCCCCGCAACGACAGCAGCCGCAGCAGCAGUCAGAUUCGGUCGGAUCUGGCUGCGCUGCAGGGAUCUGCAGUCCUCCCGCGAGAGGGGAGGACUACAGCAUCCUGCAGGCGCUGUUCAGUGUGGACCUACUGGUACUCUUCGUGGCGACCACUUGUGGUCUGGGUGGGGUGCUGACCGCGGUCGACAACCUGGGCCAAAUCGGGCACUCGCUGGGCUACCCGCAGCAGAGCGUGACCACGGCCGUGUCCUUGGUCAGCAUCUGGAGCUUCUUGGGCCGGGUCGGGUCCGGGUUCGGGUCGGAGGUCCUGAUCUCCAAAUACCGGUUCCCCAGGCCACUCUUCUUCACCUUAAUCCUCCUGCUGGCCUGCGCGGGCCACCUGCUGAUCGCGUUCAGCGUGCCGUACUCGAUCUACGUGGCGUCGAUCGUGAUCGGGCUGUCGUUCGGGGCGCAGUUCACGAUGCUGUUCGCCAUCAUCUCCGAGAUCUUCGGGCUGAAGCACUACGCCACGCUGUACAACUUCGGGGCGGUGGCGAGCCCGGUCGGGUCGUACGUGUUGAAUGUGCGGGUGGCGGGUUAUUUGUAUGAUAGGGAGGCGUUGAGGCAGAUGGCCGAAUUGGGCCUGACGAGGAAGGAAGGGGAGGAGCUGACUUGUAAUGGGCCCAAUUGUUUUAAGUUGGCCUUUUUGGUGGUGGCCGGAGUGACGUUGUUAGGGGCGGUGGUUUCGGUUGUGUUGGUGGUGAGGACUUGGUCGUUCUAUCGAGGGGAUAUUUACAAGAGGUUUAGAGAAGAAGGGUCGGGUGCGGAGGAGGAGGGAGGUGGUGAUGAGGUGGCAGCGGCGGCGGAGUCGCCGGACAAUGUCCGGAGGAGUACUUAG